GGGGCGUUUCAGGAUGUUCAUGUAACGUGAACGCGCGUGCGUUGUCCAAGCUUUCAGUUUGGGGAAGUUGGAGCGCCUUCGUGCUAUGGGCUUUAUGAUUUAUUAAUAGAGAAACAAUGAUUCCAUUUGAGACGCUAAUGUUCGGGGAGAAAUCGCAGCCCAAGAAAUGACGCUGUCAAAAUGUUGCUGGUUUUUCUGUCCAUUCAGCUCUUCGUGCGAGUUCUGUCCGAGGCUACGCUGGCACCCCCGUACCACAUCCGUGUUAAAAGCGGGGUAAUAACGUGGAGCCCUGCCGCGGAGGACACGGAUGUCCACUACACGGUUCAGUACAGAAGGUUUGGUUCCACAGAGUGGGAAAAUGUGUCCCACUGCUUCAACACAUCUUUCAUUUCAUGCAAUGUCACUUUCACCAAAGAAGACAGCGAGAGCGGCUGCGUUGGACUGCGUGUGCAAGCAGAGAGACGCGGCCUCACCUCCAGACCGGUGGAGGCCUGCAGCAGACUUGGCGACACCUGUUCCCCUGAAGUUAACCUGACUUCUCGACCUGGCUCUCUGACCGCAUACCUACGCAUCAACUCCAGCAUGGUUCAUGAAUAUGGAGGCCAUAUACAAAACAGGGUUUACUAUGGCAAGGAGGGAGAAACGCUGGAGAAGAAUUAUAAAGAUGGUGCUUCUUCCGUGUCCAUCUAUGGUCUGGAGGAGGGGUCACUUUACUGUGUAAAAGUGCAGUAUCUUCUCGAUGGUGAAGUCCUAGGGACAGACAGCUGCAUCCAGUGUGAGCGCAUCCCUCAAUCUGCCAAAGGCUCCCAUCUUACGCUAACGCUAGUGCUGGUGGGGGUGCUUGCAGGGGCCUUGGUCAUACUUACGAUAGUCUACGUCUUAAUUUUCCACCUGAAGACAAUCAAACUGUACCUGCAGCCUCCAUACACUAUCCCAGAACAUUUUUUGUACAGACCAACUAUCAUUCACCUGCUUUCCUCCCCCACCGAGGACAUGGAGGACGUCAGAGUGGAUUGAUUGAAGCGGCUUUGCCAGGUCUUCCUAGCUGUUCUGAGAAUCACGUUGAGCUUUGCCCUCUCUGAGACUCUGCUGCACUCAACUCUCCACUUUUAUAGCUGUUCUGCUUUUUCUGGAGGCCUUGAGUGCCAUGGACUCUUGACAGUCGACAACUGAGUUAACAUCUUACUUCAUGUUUGUGUGUGAGAGAGUAAUUGUACUUCUAGUACUUUGUACUAAGUGAGAAAAAAAAAUUACUUUCCUACUGGUCUUCACUUCUUUGGAGGCCUGUUUGAGGGUGUGAUCUUUGGGCUGAGGUUAGAAUUGAUAUUUGGUUAGAUGUCUGCCUAUAGUUGUGAUAGUUAGGGGCUAGGGAAGGCAUUAUGGCAAUGCAGGUCCUCACUUCAGUGUGUGUGUGUGUGUGUGUGUGUGUGUGUGUGUGUGUGUGUGUGUGUGUGUGUGUGUGUGUGUGUGUGUGUGUGUGUGUGUGUGUGCGCGUGUGUGCGCGUGUGUGUGCGUGUGUGUGCGUGAGAGAGAAAUACACUAGGACUAUCCAUAGCAUUAUUGUACCUUGGCGCGUAUGCGGCUGAAAUGAAAAAAGUGCACUUUUCCCUGUUAAAGAUCAGUGAUGGGUGCUGACACACAGACUCACAGCUCUACUCAGUACCUUCCUCCUUGACACUAUUUGGUUAUUGCUCCUUUUAGCUUAUGGAAGAUUUCUUAUGAAAAUUGAUGUAUGUACAUGCGUUUAGUUAUUCCUGUCUUUACAAUAAAAAGGAUUUUUAAUGAUCACAGUAUUAAUAUUUAGAAGUGAACAGACUGAGAGCAUUAACUACUGUACGUACGAGUGUUUUAUGGCGCUAAGGAGGAAUCAAACCUCCAAGUGUAUAAAAUAAACGUGUGUGUGCUGUGCUGUGAGACUGCUGAGUCAACCCCACCUUGGGAGGAUCAGGUUGAAACCUGGGGAACUGACCUUUAAUUUCUGUUAUGUCAUUUAACAUUUACAGUUACUCUGGAAGAUUUUGAGGACUUUACGUCUUUUUUGGGUCGUGCCAUAGUAGGGUGAACACAGUUACUGUUAUUGAGAAAUCUGACUAGUUUUCAUCGUGAUGACUUUAAAAUAUUCAGAUAUGCUUGAAAGAUAGAUGAGUAUUAGCCAUAUCUGUCAUGUUUUUGUUGUUCCAUCUAAUUUCCUUUCUGUUUGAGAGCAAUCAAAAGUGGGAAAAACUGUUUCCUGUUGGGAUUAAUAAAGUUUUUUUCAAUCUUGCAUGCCCAGCGCUCAAGGUGAAGCUUCAAAAUGUUUAUUGGAAAGUGAGGGAGAGUAGAUGGAUCAAAGCAUGAGUCUUCUUCUCUUUAGUCUUUUCUCUAGUGGAGAGAUGACCUGUGGUUUGAGAACGGUUUGAGAUGUUCUAUAUCCACCCACUGAAGUGUGUUGGUGCCGUUCUUAGCCUUUACUGUGAUUUUGCUCUACUUUGUAACACUGUCAUAAAUUUGUACAGUAAUGAUCCUGAUCAGAACAUUGUCUGAUAGUUGGACUGUUUACUUUUGUGACAAUAAAUACAUAAAAAUGA
Betta splendens (Siamese fighting fish) is the source of this 2567-nucleotide messenger RNA. RefSeq lists its product as uncharacterized. The transcript is spliced from 7 exons. Bases 181 to 1017 code for a protein of 278 amino acids. Gene Ontology annotation, molecular function: protein binding. NCBI's taxonomy places the organism in Eukaryota, Metazoa, Chordata, Actinopteri, Anabantiformes, Osphronemidae. The record is from RefSeq and is a predicted model, not a curated record.